Selaginella moellendorffii is the source of this 2974-nucleotide messenger RNA. RefSeq lists its product as uncharacterized. The transcript has 14 exons. Lineage: Eukaryota; Viridiplantae; Streptophyta; Lycopodiopsida; Selaginellales; Selaginellaceae. The record is from RefSeq and is a predicted model, not a curated record. Bases 869 to 2935 code for a protein of 688 amino acids.
AGUAGCCCGUCAAGCUAGGGUUUCUCUCCCAUGGCGGUGGCGAUGGCGAUGGCAUGAGCAAUGCCUCGUCUACUCGCUGUGCCACGGAUUUAAGGUCGCGGUCCACAACAUUCUUUUACUGCUGUGAAGCAUUCAAGAAGUCUCGGAUGCUAGGAACGCUCAGAAGAAACCUUCACGUGAAAGUCGAAUCCUACGACUCCAGGCAAGGAGCUAACGAGUUUCUUCAACGAGGUCCAACUCCUGCCUGCUUUGUAUUGCUGCUAUUGGAUUUCGUUACUGGCCACUGGAAGGAUCACACGAACAUAUUGGACGCUCAUGACGAACUCUCGGACUCUCAGUGAUCAUGUGAAAGUUGAGUCCUACGACUCCAAGCAAGGAGCUAACGAGUUCUUCAACGAGGUCCAGCUCCUGUCUGCUAUGUAUUGCUGCUAUUCUCACGGGAUUUCGUUACUGGCCACUGGAAGAUCACACGAACAUAUUGGAAGCUCAUGACUAUUGCAACACGAACUCUCGGGCUUUCAGCGAUCAAACUCAGGAACCACAUUGCAGCAAACAAACCAGACUGCUACAGGAGUUGAGAACUGCGGCAUGAGUCAGCUCCAUGUUAAGAUUUCCGCUAGGUAGUCACGCUCGUAACGAGGACUUUUCGAGCAGUCCCUUUUGGUAAGCCACGCUCUGGCUCUCGCUCUCUUCGUUCCCUGGACGUUUACGUUCGCAACACUAGGUGGAAGCGCACUCCAGAUCGCCAGACGAAAGCUCGAAUGAAUUAGCUUUGUUUCCACAAAGGGUCCUCGCAAGUCCCUUGCCGUAACCCAUCCGUACCAAAUACGUUGGCAUUGUACGAGUGUGUACGGCAGGGUAGAGGGGCAUGUACGGAAGACCUACGUACAAAGAUUUAAACGCGCGGGAACUCGCGCAAUCCUUAGGGAUGAGGUCAGGAGCGGCUGGGUGGAGUCCGGCGGUGGGUGCCCGCCUCACCCAUUUCUUCCGCAGCAAUCUGGGAAGGCGCGUCAUGUCUCUUGUCCGCCGCCUCUUCGAUCGCCAUGGCUUGCAGGUUGAGGAGGAUGGGAUGGUGGAUCAUCCCACAGAGUCGUGGUUCUUGGACGACGCGGGGUGGAUCCAUGGCGGCACGGUCUCGGAGCUCAAGUGUAGCAUCUGGAGCGCGGUCAUCUUCCACAUAUUGCACGCUCCGGUGCCCGAUGCCGUCUUGCGUCUCUUCAUCGCCAAUGCUUAUUUCUUCCAGCGCCAGCAGCAGGAUCCUUCCAGCGAUGGGUGCCAGGAUUUGCCACUUUGCUCCGAGUUCCAGGGCUGCAACUACAUCUUGUCCAAGUUGGACGAGCUGAUGGCCGCAAAUGCUGCGACGACAGUGUGGGAGGAUCAAGAGGAAACACUGGCGCGUCUAACACGAUCUGCGAGCGUGAUGGCUCGUUUUUGUCAUGGCAAAAAACCCGAAGACGACUUACUGGAUCUUUUGGACGUAACCAAGAUCUUGCUGGAGCUUGUCUACUGCUGGGUGCUGCUUCAGCUCGGGCGCAACAAGAAAUCCAUCGCUUGGCUCACGGGACUAGAGAGCCAAGCUCUAGCCGGCACCACCACCACCGGUGGCCAAGAACAAGUGGAGAAGCUUUUCUUGUUUCUCUUGGCCAACUUCGACCAUGGGCAUCGGCCCGAUCGGGCUAGCUUAGCGAGGCUGAGACAAAUCCACGACAGCUUGAGCAGCAGCCUGGUCAGGAUCGAAUGGAAGUCGACAAAUGUAUUGCCUGGUGCGCUCCAGAUGCUCGAGGAGCUCAUAGCUGCGCAUGAUACGAUUGGUGAUGAUCACGUAUACGGUAAUCAUGGUCAGUUCGCCCACUGGUUUCGAGACCACUCGCAGUCCUACAAUCGCUUCCGCCGGUGGAAGCGAGCUUUCUACCCCGUCGACGCGAGCGAACUCCUCGGCCGCCUCGUCCACACCUGGAUGAGGACCACGAGAGGUGCCAUGGACCACGCGCGGCUCCAGUCCUUGUGUUGCUCCACGAGCAAGGAUUUCGUGGAGCACGUCAAGCAGACGCUGGAAAGUAACGUCGAGGAGGAGAAGCGGAAGCUCCAUGACGCGGCUGCUGUGGUUUAUGGCACAGAGUUGAGCGUCUCGUUCGUGCUGCUGUGCUCCGCUGUGGCGUGGGACAAAUCCACCACGUCACAGAGCCUGGAUGCGGAAGAGCUGGGGAGCAUCAAUGGUAAGCGGAUCAUCCAAGUUGACGAGCACCCAGUGGAUACGGUGGUGAAGUUGAUGGUUAACGCGGUGCUCGGAGAUUUUCUGAAUGUGGCUCACGAUCGCGAGACUUGGAUCCGGGACUGCAAGGUGCUGCUCAAGAAGCGUUGUCCGAUUCGCUUGCCCUGGAAACCUGCGGCCAGCGUCCAUUUUCUGGAAGACGUGGCCAUGGAAAGGUGGAGGGAGAUGGACGCAUGGAUCCGGUCUCCUGGCACACUGAGUGAGCUGGGAAUGGCGAGUUACGAGCAAGCUCUCCAGGCGAUGAGGAACGCGAUCUUCCGGGACGGAAGAGUCGUGGAUCAAGCGAGCAAAGAGUUCGUGGCAAGGAUUGGCAAGCUGCUGGAAGCAAAGGAUGAACAGGUCUACGAGCUCAUAGAGAUCUACAUUGAUGACAGGAUCCAGAAGGCUUGUGGAACUAACAGUGGGACGACGACGGCGAGCAAGAAGAGAGGCCGGGGAUCCAUGGCCGAGUUUGCGGUGGUCGUGAGUCCUUACCGGCUGGUAAUGGGUCUCCUGUCCAAGCGGCAGCGGUGUCACAUGUCGGAUUGUCACUUGCAAGGGGGACAAGCCAUCACCCCGCUGGAUAUGAUGAAGAUUAAGGUCGCGAUGCUUCGCGUUAAGCGACGGUUGGCCACUGUUCACAUGCGCUAUGCUUGUUACCACGGUAACAAGAACAAAUCUUAAGGUGGAAGUGAUUGAUCAAAAUAAGAAUAUGCCACUUUC